GUACCUCGACGCCGGGGCAUUUUCCUGCUUAAUGAGGACUUGACUCGGGAGCGAGUGUGAAUCACUGCCGGCCUGGGAGAGGAGGAAGGCGACUUAACCCCCUCCCACCCCCUCCAUGUCCGUGUGUCACUCGGCUCGGUCCACCUGGCGCGGCCGGUCCUGGGGCUGCUCCUCCUGCUGCUGCUGCUGCUGACGGCGACGGCGACAGCGACAGCGACCCGGCUUCCCUCCCGCUCCGGCCACCCCGCUCCUGGCGAUUGUUCCUCUUCGCACCGAACCUCGGCCAGGCCGGCACUUCGGCUCCGAAAUAACUUCUUUCUUUUUGGAAAGCACAUCUCGAACCAGUCAAGAUCGUGAAGGUUGAUUUCUGUAGCUUGAAGACUUCUCUCUCUUUUUGUUUGUUGUUGUCUUUUUUGAUUUUUUUUCUCGUAAACAUCUGGGGAUAUAUCAAACGGCAAGAUGUCCAGUAAUGUCCCGGCGGAUAUGAUAAAUUUGCGUCUCAUCUUGGUAAGUGGGAAAACAAAAGAGUUCCUGUUUUCUCCUAAUGAUUCUGCCUCUGACAUUGCGAAGCAUGUGUAUGACAACUGGCCAAUGGACUGGGAAGAAGAGCAGGUCAGCAGUCCAAAUAUUCUACGCCUUAUUUAUCAAGGACGAUUUCUACAUGGAAAUGUCACAUUAGGAGCAUUAAAACUUCCUUUUGGCAAAACAACAGUGAUGCAUUUGGUGGCCAGAGAGACGUUACCAGAGCCAAACUCUCAAGGUCAGAGGAAUCGGGAAAAGACUGGUGAGAGUAACUGUUGCGUAAUCCUGUAAAUGCCGUCUGCCAGGCGUGCUGUGAUGUGGUCCUUGUCUUUCACGCUGCUGGGGCAGAGGAGACCCGACGUGGCUUCAGAAACCUUUAGGCAGAGUCCGCCUGUAAAUCCAUGGACCCAAACUAUCAUGUGAACACUGUCAUCUUUUCUCAUGAAAGUAAAAGAACCAAGAACAUUUUUCACUAUAAUUUUUUUAUUUCUAGUGUCUUUGUUUAUGUUGAGCAGUUUUUAAAUAUUUGGUUUUUGAAUGCAAGUCAAUCUCCAGGGGAAAAGUUAACAAGUUAUCUUUCAUAACAGAAACCAUUUUGCUGCCGCAAAAAUUGCCAUCACCAGAACUAACAAAUCAAGUGUUCCAAAUGCAGUUUGCACUAAAAAAGAUUGGCAUUAUUUUCUUCAUCAGCAGAAUUUAUUAUAUGGUUUAUGGUACCUAGGAAUGAUCAUAUAUACAAAUUCACACUGGAAGACACUCAGCAAUUAAUGAAGUUAAUUACUGGGCCAACUGGAGAGGAAAAAAAUGGAGAAAAACUCAGCCGUGGUGGCUGCACUGGCACAGAAUCCUAAACUGAGUGUGACUAUUUUCACUGCGACAAUGAAAAAGCAAAAUGUGCCUGUUGUUUAAAGUACUCAGUAGAGGCUGAUGAAACUAAUUGUUUUUCCUAUAACACGUGCACUCAAGUCAGACAGUCACGGCGGGCUUGUUCACACAGCACAAAAAGGGGUGAGAGCGCGUGUCCUAGCCUUAAUGCGGGGGUCAAGUCCAGUCACUCGUAGACUUCCAUGUGCAGAAAUACUAGAAAACCUCAUUUAUCGGUCACUUUUAUGUAUUUGAAUAAUAGCAAAUUGAAAUUUUCCAUAAUUACUACUCAUCUCUGUGUCCAGUGUCACACUCAUUAGAAAGUUCAGAUGAAUUCUUAAAAUUAAAAAAUUCUCCAUAGUACUAAUUUCAUUUCUUUAUGUAGUUUGCAUUUCGUAUUAGUGCUUGCAGUUGUAUUAAAAUUAAAAGACAGUUUUUUAAGGCAUACAUGAUUAGGGAUGUCAUUCUUUUGUUUGUACCAAUAAUUUAAAAAUUGAUAUGCUAAAAACAAUUUGCACAGCACUAAAGCAUGAGCUAGUUUCAUCUAAAUCUGUAAAAAAAAAAAAUAAAAUAAAAGAUUUUAUAUUUUUUCACUGGGAAGAAAUUCUUCCUGGAUGAAAUUUCAGAUAUGUGUAGAAUAUAUUUAAUAAAAAAACUUAUAAAAUACCUAACUAUAGAACUUAAAUAUAGAUUGGCGUGUAGUAUAUAGAACAAUAUUCCAUAUAAAUAACUUUAGCCUUUAUAAAAAUGAAGUUGCAGGUUGACAUUAUGUUCUGUACUGAAAUAAAUGUCCACAGCCCUUACAAAUAGUAAGUGUAAAUGGUUUCAAAUGGUCAGCUUUGUUUAAAGGUAAUCAGAUUACUUUAUUCAUUGUUAAUGCUUUGAUGAAGAGGCUUUAUAUGCAGUAGAUCUACGAAAACACUGUUCAUACUGAUCAGAAUUAAAUUUGUAUAGAGCAGAGUUUUAAAAUGAAUGUAAAUAGCAUUAAACAUUUUCUUUUCUGCAACCUGUACUUAUAGAGUCUUUCUGUAAACUAAAUUAAAAAAAUACUGUAGUGCAUUUUGGUGGUAACUUUAAAGGUCUUGAUUAGGUUGAUAAUUGUUUGAACACUGUCUCAUCCAUGUUAAAAUUGUGUUCUAUUUUAUUUUUGAAUCUUUUAAAAAUUUGUGUAAUAGUCUUUCGUUAGUUUUGGGAGGAUUCCCAGUGUAUCUUUGAUAUUUAACUUGGUUAAUUUGUGCACAGUCACGACAAUGGUUAGAAUUACAUAGUCUCUGUUAUCACUAAGACGUUCUAUUCAAGGGAUGUUAAAUAUUUAUAUGCUUUGUUGACUAGCUCAAGUGUGAAUUCUGUUAGUGUCGACUAAAGAAGAAUCUGGUAGUUACUUAAUGGGGCAAUUAAGCCAUUUAUGGCUGUAUUCUUUCCUAAUACGAACUACUGGUAGUUAUUUUUAAUACCUAUUUUAAUUCUAAGUACUCUUCUGUUUUUCCAAAGUUAAAGACUAUAGUUAAUUAUGAUUGAAAUUCUAUGAUGGUUAACAAUAUUCUCUAUUGGUUUUCAAUAUAUUUUCCUGUGUGUUCCCACGUUAUAAAUUUCCCUUCAGAAGACCUCAAUUCAGAGUCUGCAAAUUGGAUAAACUGGUUUAUUUGUAGAGAAAGAAUUAUGUCACUUAAUUCCUAGUAUCAUUGUUGUGCAAAAUGAACAGAAGAAUAAAAAGUAGCAGUAAAAUUAUAUACUGAAAACACCAAAAAUUUAGAUGCCUUAAUAGUAUAUACGUGAAAAUACUCAACUUUCCCUUUGAAAAUAGUUCCUGGGCCUGCCUGAUGGUUGAUCAUAUCCAAGGCUCCUUCCUAUCAGCGAUCCCUCUGCCAAAAACAACAGCUCACUCUCCGAAAGGUGAGAGCUGCAGAGAUCCAGUCCUGUAAACAGAGCCUGAGUUACAGGCCUGUGACCUUGCCCGGCGCUGGGGUUUAAUUCAUCUCUUACCUAAAUUUCCUAAAUGUUAAGUGUUCUGGAAAAGGCAAAGCUUUUUUUCUUCAUUAAAACCUCUGCAUGUCUCCUUGAUCUGAAUUAUUUGCUUUCUUUUCAAGAUACCUUGUAUCUUGUCAUGGAAAAUACAGUAUCUAACAUCAUCAUUUGCAUUAAAUGAGGUUUUCUCAUAACAUUUAUCCUUAAUUUUAUGUCAUCUUGACCAAUGUUACAAUAAUUUCUGUUAGCUGAUUGUGGUAAACAAUGUUUAAUGUGAAAAGAAAUUAAAACUUUCUUCAUCUGUUGUA
Messenger RNA from Vicugna pacos (alpaca), 3659 nucleotides. RefSeq names its product ubiquitin like 3 (gene UBL3). Gene Ontology annotation, molecular function: protein binding. The record is from RefSeq and is a predicted model, not a curated record. NCBI's taxonomy places the organism in Eukaryota, Metazoa, Chordata, Mammalia, Artiodactyla, Camelidae.